This is a messenger RNA of Coccinella septempunctata (seven-spotted ladybird), 1446 nucleotides long. Its product is annotated as dnaJ homolog subfamily B member 1-like. Gene Ontology annotation, cellular component: endoplasmic reticulum membrane. Gene Ontology annotation, biological process: cellular response to misfolded protein. The transcript is spliced from 5 exons. The coding region runs from base 450 to 1283 and encodes 277 amino acids. NCBI's taxonomy places the organism in Eukaryota, Metazoa, Arthropoda, Insecta, Coleoptera, Coccinellidae. Gene Ontology annotation, molecular function: Hsp70 protein binding. The record is from RefSeq and is a predicted model, not a curated record.
AAAAUUUAUCAUCGAUUUUACCUUUUACAUUGAGUGCAUAAUUUCAAAAGUUCCAGUCUAGUGCAACAUAAAUUUUACCAUGGAAUUCGCUAUGGAAAUGGGCGGAAGUAGAAAGCACGAAAGCUAUAUAGCAAAAACUAGUGCAACACAUUCAUUCAUUAUUCAAAAAAUAGGUUAAUUGAAUGUCAGUUUUUGACGUGCAUUUCAUGUACGGUUAUGGAAAAAAAUAGUUCUCGAAACUUUACAAUGCAACUGAAAUUUCAAAAUGGAAAGUAACAAGGAUGAAGCUAUUCAUUGUAUUGAAAUUGCCGAAAAAUUCAUAGGGCAAAAGAAUGCAGUAAAGGCUCGAAAAUAUUUGAGAAAGUCUUUGAAACUGUAUCCUUCUGAAAUUGCUCAAAGUGUGUUUGAGGUGUUGGACACGUUCUUUCAAUCACAUUCCUCAACAUGUAAUGGCAAUUACAUGUCUGAAUAUUUCAGAUUUACUCAUUUCCAUAGAGGACUUACCUCAAUAUGAAGCAAAACCGUCUGCACAGUUGAGAAAACAGAAUUCAUCCAGACCUGGAAGUCGUCCCCAAACAGCCGAAGAACUAGAUCGAAUCAUUCAUCAGAUACUAAAUACUGACAAUUACUAUGAUAUGUUAAAAAUAGAAAAUAGUGCCACCGAAAAGGACAUAAAAAAGUCCUUUAAGAAGUUGGCCCUUCUACUCCAUCCAGAUAAAACUAAGCAUCCUGGCGCAGGUGAAGCUUUCAAGGCGAUAAGAAAUGCUCUUUCGAUUCUGACUGAUCCAACAAAACGAAGACAGUAUGAUAUUUACGGACCAGAAGCAGUGUUCGCUCCUUCUAGUAGCUGCAGUUUCAGAUCCACUUUCUCAGGGAAGCAGGAUGGUAAUAGUUCAGAAAAUGCUUCGGAGCACAAUUCAUCUGAAGGUGAUAAUGGUGGAUUGUAUGAUAAAACUACAAAAUAUGAGACUUUCACCCUGAAGUUGAUAUGGCCGAUUAUUUUUGCAAUCAUCCUAACCUGUGUGACAACCUCUUUCAUGCACGAUCCAUCGUAUAGCCUUCAGAAAUCUGUGAAAUACCCCAUGCUGAGAUAUACCCAUAACCUGAGGAUACCUUAUUAUGUGAAAGAAAACUUCCUUAUGGAAAAUUCUGGUUUGGCGAUCACUCAGUUGGACAACGAAGUUGAAAUUGAAACAAUUACGAACUUGCAGUACGCCUGCUACAACGAGAGGAGUUACCGUAAAUGUUUUUCAUUAGUUUGGUAUAAUCUUCGUCGAGUCUGAGUGAUUUAUUCAUGGAAACUACUUGCUCGAGUUGGCUAGGGAGAGGAAAAAUUCGAAACAGAUAUCUGAUUUACUGAAGAUGCGGUUACCUUCUUGUGAAAAUUUGUAUGAAAUGCAAAGAGUUCUGUAUAUGUGAUUUUUUUGAUUAUAAAAUAUAAACAUA